Molecule: messenger RNA, 8660 nt
Organism: Cladocopium goreaui
Lineage: Eukaryota; Dinophyceae; Suessiales; Symbiodiniaceae
Source: the annotation of a GenBank genome assembly
GUAUGUUUGCCAUGUGUUCGAGUUUGAUCAUUUUUUGACAUUUUGACUUGUUCGAUCGUUUUCAUCUGGCCCGGUAUUGGACGAGCAAUUGAAGCUUUUGGGCCAUGCAGGCUGUUUGGCUAGCAUGGCAACUUGCGCAGGUUUGGUCCUUGCCUCAACCUUUGCGCCACUUUGCCGUGGAAGGCGGUGUUGAAGGUCUUCAUCCCCCAAAUAUCAGGCACUUCCGUCAUCGUGAAGAUCAUAGCUUCGAGGAUGGUAGCGAAUUCUCCCUCCAUUGGGACGUGGAUACCGAUCCUGACUCUUUGCUGGAGCUUGACCUCGAGCACCCGCGGGUGAAGAUCCUACAAUGCAGCCGUAACAAUUUGGUGGUGCAGGUUCCAAAAGAUGUCCUUGCCCGUAUCAAACAAGUUGAACAUGUGACAGCCUCCCAUGCCCUGCAUGGCUGCCCGCAUUUGCAGCAUGAACACCUUUACCACAGAGUCUUGGGCAUCCAGAAGGUUGCCGAGACGAACUCAACAUCUGCAAUUGUUGAAUUUCAGACGAAGGAGCUUGAAACAGCUCAAGAAGUCUUUCGGUCUUGCAGGUUCUACAUUCAUAUUCUGCCUUCUGGCAUCAAGUCUGGGGCUCCAAGGCCGAGUUCCCUCAGAGGUGAGCGACGACUCCAGAAGGACUUCUUAGAUUUCCUGAAGGACGGCGUCAACAGCAUUGGAGAAGUCAGAGGCGGAGAUUUGAAUAUGAAGACUGGCUUCGAACCAGACGAAGCCAACGACCAGCAGGGCAACACCUUCUUCAACUUGAACAAUCCUCAGGAGAAGGACAACUUUGCAUGGAACUGGAACACUGAGGUGAACAGCAGCAAGAACCCUCAGUACAAAUACACGUUCCCUGGUGGAACAACAUGGGUCAGGCUUUUCAAGCCGUACUUCAACGCUUCCCUUGGAUUCACCAUGAAUCUCAGCAGCCACAUGCCUGAUAUCACACAAGCGCCUCAUGUUAUGGUUGACGUGAUUGUUCGAAGUUUUGCAGACAUGGAUUUGGACAUUGGAGCUGCAUCGGAUUUUGACAAGGAUAGAUCAUCCUCAAUCAUGCGCAACGUGCUGGACACGGUUCCGAUUCCCUUUUUCAGCAAACUGAAGGCUGACACAGAGAUGUUCAUGCGGCCGUUCACCUUCCACUUAGGUGGUACACCUAUCACAGUGACUCCUGGGAUGAGUGUGAACAUGAAGAUCUUCCACAUCGGGCAAAUGAAGGGGACGAUUCGUGUUGGCCUGAAGACGAUUGUCAACUGCACUGGCUCAAUGCAUUUUGACACAACCUUUGGAGAGCAGCACAACUUCUCUACGGAAAUGCUAAAUGUGUCUUUCACAUCUCCAACCUGGCUUUUAUUCACGCGGCGCUUUCAGCUGGGUGUUGAGUUGGCGCCAAAUUUCUGGCUAAAGGGCGGCAUGGGAAUUAUGAGAGACAUGGAAAUGGGCUUCGGCUUGAGGCCUUACUUCAAUGUGUCUGUGCAUGAAGAACAGUUUGGGUCUCUCACAAACGAGUUGGCUAUAUAUCCAUACCGGGUCAUGGGACUUCCCUACGGCAGGCGUUUUGCCGUCAAAAUCAGCGAAGGUACGCCAUGCAGUCCGAGAGGUGCAGAAAAGAUCGUUGAAGGCUUGCACUGCCAUUGCGUUUCCGCAGUGGUAGCGGAGCUACGUUCGACAUCCAGGGCGAUGGCGCAGAAUGCCGAAGAUGGUGACGAUGGCAACUGGCAAGAACCAAUGGCUGGAGCUACGUCUGUGACUAGCAACGCAGCUGGGGGCACUCAACAGGCCAGUACGAGUAUUGGCCCAGGGGAAGCUGGAAAUGGAAGUCAGUUCAGGGACAAAGACCCGCCGCCAGGUUACGACGGGUCGCAACCAGAGCUGACCUUCAGGCAGUACGAGAAGAGUGUAAGGCUGUGGCAGUUCGAGACGGAUGUGCCGUUGAGAAAGCAGGGGGCCAAGUUGCUACGUGCCCUUUCAGGUUCGGCUAGAUUGGCAGUAGAUGACAUGGAGUUCGAGGACAUCGCCACGGAGGAGGGUAUCAAGAACAUCCUCGGGCGACUCAGAGAGUACUACAUGCCACAUCUAGAAGUCUCUCUCCCAAGGGCAUUUGAAAGUGCCGUUUAUGGCCAGCAGCGACAGCCCAAGGAAACCUUUGCCGACUACGUCCAUCGCAUGGAGCGGAGCUUUGCCUUGCUCGCGAAGGAGGGUGUCGACCUCCCGAAAGGGGCAACUGGGUACAUUAUGUACCGACAGGCUGCUUUGACAGAAUCCCAAGACCAGAGGAUUCGGACCUGGUGUGGAGGUCGAUACGACCGUGAUGCAAUUGUCAAAGCCUUGAGAAGGAUGGACAAGGUGGUCAAGGAAAAGGGAUCCAGGUCUUCAAACUAUGUCAUGGACUCCGAGCAGGUCUCUGAGAAUGCCCAGGGUGGUUUCCCGGAGGAGAUCUACGUGGAAUCAGAUGAUGAGUUCAUCUACAUAGCCGAGGGGGACUUGGAUGGAAUCUACGAGGAGAAGGACAUGUUGGAGGCAUUGGCUUCAUACAAAGAAGUCCGGCAGGCUCUCAAGGAGCAGAAGACAAGUCGUGGAUUCUUUCCUGGCCGAGGUUUCGGCAUUGGGAAGGGCACUUCGAAGGGCAAAGGCAAGACCAGAAUCCACAAGGAGCAGUUGAAGUUGCGAACUCGUUGCUGGAAGUGUGGCCAAAUCGGCCAUAUCAGUGCCGAAUGCACCAACAAGGUGGUGAUCAAAGAGGGCACCAACCCGGCAUCAAGCGCCGGAUCCUCAGGAAAGUCCAGUUUCUUCGUUUCCAUGGCAGACGAAACUGCUGUGGAGAGUUGUCACUCCGGUGAAAACACCAGUGCUUUUUGGCUGCGAAAUUUUGUAGAUCGCAGGGCACAGACCCGCCGUGAGCUGGCUUGUGAGCAUGAAGGAGCAUACAAGAGCGCGGAGUUUGGAGGGUCUUCCACAUCAAGCACAAAUUUUCAUGGUAUUGUCACGCGUUCUUUUGAGGGAGUGGUAGACACAGCAGCGGAAGGCGGGCUAAUAGGUUCAAUGGCUUUGAGAAGGUUGGAAAGUGAGCUUCAUGAACUAGGUCUUUGUUGUCAGUGGACCCCGAAAACAUCUUCAGCCAAAGGAGUGGGGGGUCAGGCAAAUGUCAUUGGAGUCAUCCUCAUCCCCAUAGGCAUUGGAAAUAUCAAUGGAGUACUGGAGGCAACUGUGGUAGAAGGUGAUGUUCCUUUACUGUUACCUAUCCGUCUUCUCAAAGCAUUGGGAGCGGUCAUCAACAUUCCUGAGGGUCACAUCGUUUUUGAGAAGCAUGCAGUGAAAGUGCCUAUGACAGAAUUGAACAGUGGGCACAUGGUCAUCAGAAUCACCGAUUUUGCGAAUGGUAGGUUCGAGACACCUGUGGAAUUGCAAGCUGACUAUGACUUUCGGCAUGAUCAAUCGGAAGACCUCAACCAUGUAGUCAUGCUGGCUCAACAACGCCUAUCAGGUGGCACCAUGAGCCCACGCUCUAGCACUCAGUCGACCAAUUCCUUGCUUCGUCAUGGAAGCGAUCAUGGGGCCAUCAAAAACUGGCGGAUCAUGCUGGACAAGCUGUGCACCAUCAUGGUCAUGGUGGCGUUGCAAGACGCCAUUGGAGAUUGGUGCCCACAAUCCUUAGCGCCGGGGUUGUCGCACUCGCCAGAGACUUCUCCGGAGGACAUCUUUGCGGAGCUCAUCGUGGGGGCGAAGCCGCUGGCUCCCGUGAAGACCAAGGAAGCUCCACCAGUGUCUUCCAGUGCCUGCGUCCAUCCCAAAGCCAAGUUGAGGGGUGGUGGCAACGGGAAGGCUUCAUGGAUAUGGUGCCGGGAUUGCAACUCCCGGUGGGAAAGUCCGUACCGCGCGCUGGAGUUGCGCAAGGAUCUCAAGGCGGAGAACCUCGACAAGAAACGGGGCUCCUUGGGUCAAAGUGCGGCCUCAGUGGCCAUUCCCGAGGAGAUGGAAGUGGAGAUGGCUACGGGCGAGGUUCCGAAUGGGUACGGCCCAGUCCAGCAGAAUGUGGAAUACCAGAUUUGGGAAGCUCAAGAAAGUAUGAGAGCACAGAUGGAAGAGCAGAUGAUGAAUCUCAUGGCCGAGAUGAGGCAGCAACAGACAGCCACCGCUCAACAGGAAGAGCGUCAAAGGCAUCAACUUCAGACCCACUUGAACGAGAUGCGAGAGAAGACGUUGAGGCAAGAGGCCAUGAUCACGGCCCUGCAGAACCAGAACGCCGAGAGCGCCCUGAGGAGCUCCGGACCCAUGACACCGGAGGAAUGCGAAACUGCAUCCCUUGCCGGGAGUUCCACAGUGAGGGCAGCAGUCCGGGCCGUCAAUCAAAUGCCCGCACCAAUGUGCAAGUGCGGGGCACCGGCAGAGAGGUUGGUAGUGAAGAAAGAGGGACCAAGACGGGGAAGGUCGUUUUGGAAAUGCACUCAACGCCUGUGCGAUUUCUUCCAGUGGGAUCAGGAGGAGGUCCAGAAGUUGAUGAUGGCGGCGUCCAAGGCAGCCCCAAGUGCUCCGGGCAGCCGCAGCCAGAUCGGGUCAUGGCAGCCGGUGACACCAGCGCCGGAUGUGGUGGACCUGACGUCCGAAAGUGAUAUUCGAGUGAAACUGGGGUUGAACAAUCGAACUUUGCUGCAGCAAUGCUUCGAUGAUGGCAAAGAGACACAGUUCAACCGUAGGACGGUUGCUGAAGUUUUCUCCCCGCCAAGAGUGGCAGAAGCGGCACAGCGGCAUGGGCUGCAGCAAGGCAAGAGUUACGAUUUGGUGACUGGAUGGGACCUGAGCGAUCCUAUCCAGGUGAAGGCCAUGUGGCGUCAACUAGCUGUAGACAAACCUCUCCUUAUCGUAUUAUCUCCUCCUUGCACUGCAUUUUCUCCUUUGCAAGAAUGGAAUUUUCCUCGAAUGAGCCUUCGAAACGCUGUUCGACUUAUUGUAGGCGGCAUAGAACAUUUGGAGUUGAGUGCUAGCAUUGCUCGAUGGCAACAUCAACAGGGGCGUUUCUUUGUAUUUGAGCAUCCUGAUUUGGCAAAGUCAUGGAAGGAAGAUUGCAUUGAACAACUUGCGAUGUUGGAUGGUAUCUACCGUAUAACAUGUGACAUGUGCCAGUACAACUUGCGAGCUGAUGGUCAGGAGCUCAACAAGAAGCCCACUGGCUUGCUGCUGAACAGCGAGGAGAUGGCGAAGCACUUGCAGAGGCGCUGUAGAGGGGGUCAUUCUCACAAAGCUCUUUUACAUGGUUUGGCUAAGAAGGCACAGAAGUAUACUCCAGAGUUCUGUAGGGCUAUUAUACAAGGGCUCAAAAGGCAAAUUAUGAGGGAUGGGGGAGUCCAUCGACCAGAAGAGAUUUGGGCCGUAGACGAAAGCUGGAACUUGGAGGAAGUAGAAACUUUUGAAGAUCCUCCCAGUGAUGAGGAGGAAGUGUGUCAGGUUGAAGGAGGUGAACAGGAAGGCAGCAGUCAAAUCACUGAGGAAGAGCAGAGAAUGGUUGCCAAGCUUCACAGAAACGUGGGGCAUCCUCAGAGAGCUGAGUUCAUCCGCUUCAUGAGGGCAGCCAGGGUGAGACCAGAGGUAGUGCGUUGGGCAUCCAAAGAGUUCAAAUGCGAUGUUUGCGAGUCCAAGUCAAACCCCAAACCUGCGAGACCAGCGGCAAUCCCUCGCAGCUACCAACCCAACAAAGUGAUUGGGGUUGACAUCACCUUCAUCCCUCAGGUGGGAGGAGGAGGAGUAAUCCCAAUCUUGAAUAUCCUGGAUUGGGGCACCAAUUAUCAAAUGAUGGAGAAGUUGGAGAGCAAACAUCCACAAGAAGUUUGGGAAGUUUUGAGGAAUGUGUGGUUCCGCAUUUUUGGAGCUCCUGAGGUGAUCGUUACAGACCAGGGCAAGGAGUUCAGCCAAGCUUUUCAAGUGGAAGCCGCCAAGGUGGGCAUUUUGGUCCAUCAAACCGCGGCCAGGGCUCCAUGGCAGCAAGGCAGAACGGAACGUCAUGGGGCACACUUCAAAGACAUUUUGGAAAAGGCCCGAUCAGAAGAAGUCAUCACCUCAGAACAGGAGUUGGUGAGCUUGAUGCGAGAAGUGGAGCAGGCAAAGAACCGGUACAGUAACCGGUCUGGUUUUGCCCCGGUGCAAAGGCAGAUAGGCCAAUGGCCUAGGGUGCCGAAUAGCCUGCUGGCAGACGACCACCUCGACGUCACACUUGUCGAUGGUAUGAUGGUGGAUGACUUGGAAAGGCUGCAUCAGAUGCGAAGAGUGGCUCAGAAGGCAUUCGUGGAGGUCAAUGCCAGAACUUCCAUGAGAAAAGCGCUACAUGGGAGAUCCAGAACCUGGCAGAACUAUGAAGCUGGGGACUUGGUGUAUGUAUACCGAGUUCCUCGAGCUCGCAAAACAAAGUCAGGAGCCAAGGAAAUGUAUGAGCUCGCCACCAACAAGGCGACAUGGGUCGGGCCAGGCACUGUCAUCGUGCCAGAUGGUGCGAACCUUUGGAUCGCCAUGAUGGGAGAACUUUGGAAAGUGGCUAGAGAGCAAUGCCGGAAGGCGACUUCGGAUGAGAAGCAGGGAGUGGAGAUGGUGAUGCAGGAAUGUCACGACCUUAUCCAGGAGUUCAAGAAAAGCUCCAAGAGAAGUGGAUACAAAGAUAUCACCGAAGAGGCCUUUCCGCCUAUGGAAGUGGAGGAGUUGGAUGGUGAAGAGUAUACCCCGGGAACUCCAAUUCAGACACCACGAGAAGAAGGUGACGAGUCGGACAUCGACGAACCCGAGGGUGAGUUGAGCCGACCAUCCACAGAACAAGGAGGUGGAACUACUUCACAGUCUUCCUCUUCAUGGUCUUCUAAGCCAUCUACACCCUCUGGAGGUGGAAUUGGAGGCGGAGUAGGAAGAGAUCUACCACACACUGACAAUGAAGAGCAUGGAGAAGCCGUGGCAGGCGCUCCUCAGCAGAAUAUAGCGCAGCCACCGAGCGCAGUAGUCGCUCCAGCAAUUCCAGUCGCUCAUCAAUUGACUGGCCCCAAUUUCGAGAGAGCAGUGGAUGCCUCCCGAAUGCAAGCCAAUCGAUUGGACGGGCACGCUCAUGCGCCGAGCGCUCGACCACUCCGAUGGGUGAGAGAUCGCAGUGAGCAAGCACCCUAUCUGGUGUUUGAACCAGAGCAUUACCUGAUCACAGAAGCAGAGGACCCAGAAGAGUGGGAAGAAGAACAGCAGCGAAGAAGGUUCUCUAUGCUGCUAGGUGAGGAAAGCAAUCACAAGACGAGCGACUGCUGGAAGUACCAGGCAGAUCAAAGAAGGCUGACAAGAUGUCAUAGAACCAGAAGAAAAGGGCUUUAUCAUCCAGUCGGAGCAAAGGAUCUUCCAGUUCCGUUAUGGGCCUUGAAGUCAGAUCGUCAAACUGAAAAGAAAAGGUCAACGGAGUCAUUUGCUGUGACGAAAGAUGAUUGGAGGAGGAAUCCAGAAAAAGAUGCGAAGGCCAGGAAUGGGUGGUGGACUGGAGAAACUCAUUUUAUUUUAGAAGAAAGUUUUGAUUUGCAGGUUUGGCUAGCAGCCAAGAAGGGUCAGGAUGAGGUAGAUUUGAACAAAGAACCGGAAGAAGAGCUUGAGGGUUGGAGACAAGCAGACGCGGCAGAAUGGUCAAAGAUAGCCGCCAGUGGAGCUGUGAGAGUUUUGAGUUUGGCCGAAAGCAGAGAUGUGAGGAAACAACUCCAGGAACAAAACAAGUUGGAUCGAAUCUUGCCCACCAAGGUAGUUCGCCGGCGAAAACCAGCCGAACAACCUGGAGAUCCUGCUUCGAAGAAGUCGAGGCUGUGCAUACGUGGGGAUCUGGAUCCAGACAUCUUGGACCUGGAGCGUUUUUCACCAACCAUCACCACUGUGAAUUUCAACGUAUUGAUGAAAAGUCUCAUUGCGGACUUGGAGAAGCUUGGGUACCACCAGUCCAAGCUCGACCCAUGCAUUUGGAAGAUUCAUGAUCCAGUUGGAAGAGCGCGAGCUGUCUGCGGCAGCUUGAACUGGCUGGCGAAAGAGGGCAGACCUGACGAAUUCUUGAAGGAAAGUUUGGCCAUCGUGGAUGCAAAGAGCUUAUAUGACUAUCUUGCCAAGGAAACGGUAGGUGGCCAAGACCGUCGAACUGCAAUCGAGAUUCAGAUCAUUCGAGAUGAUUUACAUCACUUAGAUGGUCAAGUGAGAUGGGUGGAUCAUCCAGCGAUGAUUGCGGAUGGGCUCACGAAAGUUCGCGGCAACAACGAGCCUUUGUAUCGUCUUCUGAGAGACGGCAGUUUCAAGAUCCAGGCUGAGGAAUCGCAGAUGGCACUGAGAGAGAGCGCACGACAGAACGGACAGCGUUCUGAUCAAAUUCGUAGGCGAAGGUACGCCAUGCAGUCCGAGAGGUGCUGGGGGCAGGUACAAGGAAACGUGCGCUCCUUAUGGCAGCUUGUUGUUGGCCGAAAUCACCCUUGCAUUUGCAUGCCUGUGAGGGCCAUUCAGAUGAGCACUGGAGUCGUGGAGUUCCAAAACAAGGUUGAGAUCUUCGAAUUUACGCCGAUGACAGAGCAGCAGUUGUUGUCCGAGCAAAUUCAGGUUGACAUUUUGGAGGAUGGACAGGAGCCAGCCAAAGCCACUGGCACCGUA